Messenger RNA from Triplophysa dalaica, 1904 nucleotides. RefSeq names its product gamma-glutamyl hydrolase (gene gghl). The record is from RefSeq and is a predicted model, not a curated record. Lineage: Eukaryota; Metazoa; Chordata; Actinopteri; Cypriniformes; Nemacheilidae. The transcript is spliced from 9 exons. Gene Ontology annotation, molecular function: gamma-glutamyl-peptidase activity. Gene Ontology annotation, cellular component: vacuole. Gene Ontology annotation, biological process: tetrahydrofolylpolyglutamate metabolic process. The coding region runs from base 111 to 1061 and encodes 316 amino acids.
CCCAUCUUAUGACUUUGCUAAAUUUCAGUUCCCACGCUAUACAUUAGUAAACAUAUAAUGCCGCAGUCGACCUUUUACAGUCUAGUCUCAGUUUGUCAGCGGCAGGAAUAAUGUUCGGCUUUAAUGCGCUCGUGUGCGCGAGUGUUGCGCUGUACAGCGCCGGUGCGUUUGUGCUGCAGUACAGACACGAGCUUAACGACAGACCGAUCAUCGGCAUUUUGACUCAAGAGGUUUCUGAUGACGUCCUGAAAAAGUUUGGAAACACUUUCAUCCCCACAUCAUACGUGACAUACAUUGAAUCCGGGGGAGCUAGAGUUGUGCCAAUAAAGCUAAAUCAGAGUUUUGCAGAGCAUGAGAAGAUCUUCAGGUCAAUAAAUGGUCUUCUUCUCAUCGGGGGAUCGGUGAACCUGGAGACAUCUGACUUUGCUCACAUUGCCGGAUUUUACUUUAGACUUGCUAUCAAAGCAAAUGACGAAGGUGAGUACUUUCCUAUAUGGGGAACAUGCCUGGGGUUACAGCUGCUCACUGUGCUGGUGGCUGGAGAAAACCUGUUGAGCAGAACUAUGGCAGAGAAUGUCACAUAUCCACUUAACUUCACUACAGAGGCUCAAUCCAGCCGCAUAUUUAAGGACUUUCCACCUAAACUUCUUAAAGCAUUCUCUCAGGAGCCGCUCACUGCAAAUUUCCACCAUUUUGGAGUCACUAAAGAGGCAUUCAUGGGUAACGAGAAAUUAAAUGUCUUCUUUUCCAUUCUGUCCACAAACGUGGCAGAAAACGGACCUGUCUUUGUUUCUACAAUAGAGGGCAGAAAAUAUCCUGUUUAUGGUGUACAGUGGCACCCAGAAGUAAACCGCUUCCAGUGGGAUCCUCAUUACAACUUCCCACAUUCAAGCAAUGCUGUGGGUGUGUCAUCUCUACUUGCUGAGUUCUUUGUAAAUGAGGGGAGAAGAAGCCUUCAUCACUUCAGUGACACAGCAGAAGAGAACAUAGCCCUUAUAUACAACUACAACCCUGUUUAUGUGGGAAAUGUGUCUGCAUACGAACAGUCUUAUUUCUUUUGAGACCCAACAAAAUUCAAGAUAAUAAGAAUGAAAAACAAACAAAAACAUUUUAGAUUUAAAAUAUUCAAACAGAUUAUUUGUGUUAUAAUUAGAUGAGACGGUCACAUUUUUUAUGAUGACUUUCUAUUUAGUGUAACACACAUUGGUGUGGUUAAAAUGUUUUCUUUAUUCUUUCAAGAGGAUAAAUGUUAGCAGAUAAACAUGUGCAUGUUAAAGGGAUAGUCCAGCCAAAAAUGAAAAUCUGUCAUUAUUUACUCACCCUCAAGUUGUUCCAAACCUGUAUUUGUUCUGUUGAACUCAAAGAUUUUUAGAAGAAUGUUAGAAACUUAGAUUUCUGGGAUAGUCAAUAAUUGGUAGAGGAACCAUUUGUGUUUUCUAAAUUCUUAAAAAUGUAUUUUCUGUCUAAAGAACAAAAUUAUUCUACUAUGGUAGUCAAUAAUCUCAGUUGCCAGGAUUCAUCCAAAUACCUUUCUUUGUGUUCAACAGAACAGAACACUACAAAGAAAAGUAUACAGGGAUGGAACAACGUGAGGAUGAGUAAUUCAUGACAGAAUUUAAAUUUUUGAGUGGACAAUCCCUUCAAAACUGACAAAUUUCCACAUUAUGAAGCUUGAACCAGAAGAGGGCAGUACUUGCCCUAACGGGGCACAAGGCCAUUGUAGUUAAAAUGAUAAAAUGAAAUUAUAUAAACUAGCCUACAUAUAUAUUUUUCCUUUAAUAAAUAAUGUGUUAUAUAAUUGACACAAUUGUACACCCUGAAAGGUACAUUUAAUAAAGCAAGUGAUAAAUUUCCUUUUAUGAAUUUGAUUAUAAAGCUGUACAAAAAUAAAACAUUAAAUGAUA